AGCUAACCCACUCCUAUCCACUGUGUGCAAGGGGCAGGCUGGGCUCAGCUCCUGCGCAUGCGCGUUGACUGAUUGAAAUAAGUAGGAGGCAACUCGGAGUUCAGUUCAGUUAAGUUUGAGACACACUUCUUGGAGUCACAGCAACUACUGCUCUUGGAGAAUGAAUCUGUGGGUGACCUGAGAGACUGGGAUUGAACAGCAAGCCCUGAGCAGCACUCACAGCAGAUGAUCAGAGCAUGCCUGACUGCAUGACCCAAUCCCUGGACACAAAUACAUACACAGGGAACUCUAUGUGUGUUUACCCCAUUCACUAAAAAAUCCCCAACCUUCUGAGAUCUCUGGAUAACCUACCUGAGCAAGGUAAAUAUUACACCAUCAUCUCUGUGAUGUGUUUAUUAACCAGUGUGUCUGAUCUUGGUGAUCUCACAGUGCAGAAACUUUCAUUUGUGCAUGUAGCUACAUAUUCAGUGAUUAGCCCAUGGUCUGCCAUUGAGAGGUAUCUAAGCUGCAGUUACUGUGUCACUCUCUAGUAUAUAGCUUAGUAUUACUGGAAGCAAUGGAGGAGAGGAGAUAAGGCUGUGCAACUGGAUCCAAGUUUGUUUUAGCAGAUUUUGCAAGACUGAUGUACCUCACAAUCUGUAUAUUGUGUGUGUAGGGGAGGGGGGGGGUGGAGGAUUGGUAAAACAGGGAGAUGUACAUUUGAAAAAUGUUCCAGAUGUUUGCUUAGACUGCAGGAGGUUUAACAAGUGUGUUUAAAAAGGGUUUAAUAUGCGUGCAAUGGGUUUGAUAACUUUGAAGGAUGUUUAAUAAUGUUUCAGGAACUAUAAGAAGAGUACAAUACAUUUUAUAAGUAACAGCUUCCUAAGUGGCUUCCAGUGCACAGAGCUCCAGCUUCUGUUAUACAGGGCUCACUGGUAUAUAAUGGGGGGGACUGUAUAUAGCAUGUGUGAUGUGUAAUUUAUCUAUAUACCUUUUCAUAUCUUGCUGUGUUAUAAUAAAGUGUUUCAAGCCAUGUGAUGCUGCAUUUAAAGUAAAAUGAAUGUCAGCUGUGUGGGUAGUAAGCCCAGCUUUGCCAUGGACAGGUGCAUGAGGGGAGUGCAGUGACUUAUAAAAAUACAUACUGGGGGGAUUUAAAUGUUUGUUUAUUAAUGGGGGUGAAAUGUCAAAGACCAUUGGAUAAACUACUAAUAUCCAUCAGCAUCCUGGGAGCCAUGUGUCACACUUUGAAAAUGACUUGUCUGUUUAGUAAAUGGGUCAGGAGGUUAAAACCUGGAGUUAUGGUGACUUUUUAACCCUUUGGGUGAAACGGUUACAGUGUCUGAGGGCAGUCAGUUUACAUUUGAAGUCACUGUGAUACAGUGAGGCGUGACGUCACAGUGUUUUCUUGUUAAGAUUAAUUUAAAUCUGACUUAAUAUUGCAGGAGAUGCAUGUUAUACCAGAUUUUGUAUGAAGGAUUCAUGUUAUUUCCCGAAUAUAUUGAGUAACCUAAUCUUGUGGUCGAUUUUUUUGAACUGUUAAAUGCUAUGCUUAUAACAAUAUACACUUAUUAUUAUUAUUAAUGAUAAUAUUAUUAGUAGUCGUCAAUAAAACAGAUGUUUGUGAAACAACUCAAAAUCAUAAUAAUAAUAAUUAUAAUAAAAAUAAUGAAUGCAUUGCUGUAAAACGUCACACUUGGGCCACAAACACAGUGUUAUAAGUUUGGUAGUUACAGAUUAUCAAUUAAAACUAAUAUAUUAUUCCAGCUGAGAUAGUGCAUGAGUAAUGAGGAUUUUAUUAAACAAACAGGGAAUUUUGGGACCGAAUGCAGAAUUUAGGUUGAUAUUCUUGAUUUGAAAAAAUCCACCAUCCAGCUAUAGUCACAGUCUUGUCUGUUUAAGCCUACAUUUUGCAAUUCGUUUUUAUAUUCUCCACAAUUCAUUUUUCAGUAAAUAACCCACAAGUUCUGUUUAUUUGAAUAGAUUUUGCAUUAUAUAUUUUUUGGUCAAUCACUAAACAGUGAUCUGUGAAACCUUUAUUACCGACUUAGAGUUGCUAAACUGGGCAAGAUUCUCCAAAUCUGUUUUUUUCACCCUAAAUAUUGCAAUUCAGUUUUCAAUUCACAAUUAUGAAUUUGGCAAAUACCGCUUUUUUAAUUUGAACAGAUCCCUUUGUCUAACAGCAAUACAUACUUUAUUCACCAACGUUGUUGUUAUGGUGAGUAGAGAAUCAAUUUGGAAAUUUAAUACCAAAAUGAGGGAAAAAAACAUCUAUAACCACAUGUUUACAAGUCAUUUAUGAUAUCACUACAGCUUACUGUUUAGUGAGCUGCCCUCACUCCUAUAUUUACAGCUUUAGAAGUCUAUGAAACGUUUAUUUGCCUGUAUAAUGUAGGCCAAAAUACCAGAUUUUUGGGGAAAAAACUUCCCAUCAUAUAUUUUUUGUACCGUUUCUGCUAUUUUAUCGUAAAAGACAGCUAGCACAUUUUUAAGACCAUAAUUGUAAAUAGAACCCAUAGCUAAAAUGUAGUGAUUACUAAUAAGGGCAACAAAAUAAUAAUAAUAUAUAACAACAUUUUCUAACAGUAUGUAUUUGUUGUUAGAAUUUAACUUUGUGAUAUAACUGACUUGUACACUAUUUGUAUAAAAUGUGUCACUAUACAUGUUUGUGUAUCUGUUUAACAGUUAGGGGACCUGGAUAAAAUUGGGGUGCUGACUAAUUGCAGAAUAAUAAUUAGCUCUUCCAAUGUCACACAACCCCCUAUAUAACUUGAGUUCUUUUUGUUGUUUUUUUGUUUGUUUUAAGUAACUUUGCAAGAGAUAUGAUUCCCUGGAAGAAUAUAUAAAAUUGUCUGUUGCAUGUAUUGUAUUUAUUAAUGCUCCAACCAAUCUGCAGUAGUUACAUUGUGUCAUAUAUAACAAUAAUAUACAACUGUAAUGCAUACUUUGUGUGUGUUUAUAUUUAUACUGACCACAGAGAAUUAAGCUGACACUAUCCCACAGUCAAAUUUAAAUCUCCAAUCCACAUCCUUGUAACUCCAGCAAUUAACAGAGUUAUCUGUUGGAAAAGGGAGGGAGGCUUAUCUUUCAGAUUGUUUAAAACAAUGGCAAAGGACCAUUUAUAUUAGCAAGUUUACAAAACCUUAUAAAGGGAAUGAAAGCUUAGGACAGAUGUAGUCUUUCAAGUUUAUGACCCCAUUUUCCAGGGUAAAUUUAUCCUGGCAGAGAGGUUUUUGUUUCGAUCUAAUGUCAGUGCUGAAGUGGUCUGUUCUCAAUUACUCAGCAACGAAGUCCUGUGUUUAAAAAAAGUGGACUUUUUAUUGCUGUGGGGCGAGGAUGACUUACCUCGAAUCUUUUUGAAGGUAGAGACACAUCUGUUUAUAUGAGAGAAUAGAGGCAGAAGGUGAUCCAAUACAGAGGUGUGGAGAUUUGUUGUUAUUGCCCUUUUAAAGGUUUAUUGCCCCUUUAAGAAUCUUGCCCUGUCUGAGUGUAAUGAAUUUGAAGGUCAUGGAACUCCAGCGCAUAAAGGGUUAAAGCGAUCACUACAGAAGAUAUAUUAUCAGUGAACUAAAGAGCUGUGAGCAGAUCUCCAUAGUGAGAUAUCAAUACUUGAAACCAUGCAAAAACAUUUUUUUUUUUUAAUUAAUUUUUUUUAUUUUUUUAUUUAAGCAAAAAUGUAAUUUAUAAUAGAACCCCUAUUGGGUUAUUACACACAAAAUGCAUAUUUAAUUUUUUAAAAAGGAUAUGUUCAAUGAUUUUUACAGGAGACUGUACAUUUAUUCCGAUAGUUUGAGUUUAUUUUAUUUAUUUUUUUUAACACAUCGAAAACAUGUGAUUUAAAUAUUUAACCGUUUUAUAUAUUAUAUGAUUCGUAAAUAAUGCACGAAUUAUAUCACGUAAAAAUAAACGAAUGAAUGCAAUAUUUUCAUCAUGUGUUGCAUAUUUGAUCCAAGAAAUAUUUUAACGUAAAGAACAGGUAUGGUUUAGCCCCAUGAGUACCCAAGAGGAAUGAGUUGACAUAUACUAUGACAAGUAACACUUUCAAUGCCGGUUUUAAUGCUUUUUCUUUUCCCCUCCUUACCAUGGGCUAAGUAUGAGUUAAAUUGUAAAAAAAUAAAAAUAAAAAUGGUAUAGCUUUGUAUUCAUUGAAGAAUAAUUGGAAAUUAUUGCUCUUCAGCCAUUAUUUUUUGAUCCAAAGUGUUUGUAUUUAAAAUGUCUAAAUGAAUUUAAUCCUCUAAUAUUUAUGUAUGUAAUAGUGAACAUGCUUUAACAUUACUCUUUCUUAGUAAUUUGCCAAAUUGACCUUAACUCAAUUUGUAUAGGGGACACUUUAACUAUUACAGUUAAUUCGUUUUGUAGCGCAUGUCCUGUAUUGUGAAUUAUCCUCUCUCUGUAUAUUAUUUGUAUGUCUGCUAGACUUUCACUGCGACAAUGGGAUAAAUUAAUUAACAACUGCUUAGGAUAAUUCAGGGUCUAUUUACUUAAUGAUAUUGUUAAAUUAAAUCCAGUUAAGUCCAUUCAUAUUUUUUUUUUCAUGUGGUGAUACCUUGGCCCAAUUGCAAUUCUGUUUUCAAGUCAUUACAAAGUAAUACAUUUUGUAUUUGGGAGAGAGAGAGAGAGCUGUAAUAUUGCUACAAUAUAUUUUCUGGAGGAGCUUAGAAUGUAUACAUUACUGAGUCUAUACCUGUAUGAGGUUCGGCUCAUUUUAUUUCACUGUAUUCGUUCUUACCGAUUUUGCAUUCGCUGUGCUUAACAUUAACUCUUUCUGUGCCCAUAUUCUAACUUUAACCGUAUCCUCAUAGUAAGAGAGAUACAGGGCUAUUUAUAGAAUCGCGAAUUGUCACGAAUUCUAAGUGAACUUAAAAUUUUGCCCCAAAUAAUUAUAAUAAAACCAUGGUUAAUUUGACUACUUUGGCCUAAAAAUAGCAUUUGGUCUUGAAUUCAUAAGAAUUCGCAGUUCAGUAAAUAAACCUGUUUGGGUAAUUCCAACCAGGAAUCUGAUGUUCACUGUCUGUCAGUAUAUUCGAACAGUAUCCCCAUCAGUUUGGCCAUUUGUUUUUAUUUUUUUUUAAAUGUCGACGAGUUACAUACCUCUUCAUCGAGAAAGGAAAUCUAAUUUAGAUUCACAAUAUCAGCCCCAGUCCUUACAUUUAAACCUAGUUCUGCCUUUCUAAAACUCUGACAGUUUAACCCUUGAAGUGCCAUCGUGUAAACCAGAUUAAUAUUAUAAGGCCCCUAGAAACAAACCGGUUGUUGUUUUUUUUUUAAUCUUGGAUCCUAUUGUAAAAACAUAACUGUGCUAUUUUAGCGAAAUAUUUGUAAUUCCCUGCCGGCUUCCCGACAAUUCUCGGAUUAGUGAAGGAAACGAAAUAGUUAAAGACAAAAUUGCAAACAAUUUAAUGUUAAAAUGAGCACAAUGCUAUCAUUUACAGUUAUUAGCCUGACAAUUCAAUAAGCACACAUUUCUCUAAUAGGAAACACCUGAUCAGGACAAGAUACCAAUCGUGUUAAAUAAUUAAGCAGCUAUAUACAUUUUUUCUCCAAUCAUUUCAUUUUAUAUAUAUUAUGAUGUAUAUAAUGCUACAAACAGCUCUUUCCAUAAGAAUAAUUGCUUGUGAAGUAUGAUUUCCUAUCAGAUCAGAAUAAAGUGUAAUUAUUUUGUAUUUAUUGAUACUAAGUGUUUGGCAUGUUUUUCACCAUUUGUGGUUUUUGUUGUUUUUUUUUUUUUUUAGGAGAGAGAGAGUGGACUCUUUAAAACGUGAAGGUCCCACCAUGGCCAGCAAGACUCUUCCUGCCCCUGUCCCAAUCCACCCGUCUCUGCAGCUCACAAACUAUUCCUUUCUUCAAGCAUUCAAUGGGCUCCCUAUGCCAGCAGACCACAUCCCAAAUCUCUAUGGGUUCAGUGCCCUCCACGCUGUGCACCUUCACCAAUGGACACUGGGAUACCCCACCAUUCACCUGCCCAGGUCAUCCUUCUCUAAAGUGCCAGGAGUCUCCAAUUUGAUAGACACCAGAUUCCAGCUCCCAGCUGCCUUCCCUCUCUUGCCCCAUGUGGUCCACCCCAAACACAGUUCCUCAGGCCAGCCUCUUAAAACAAAACCCAGGUUUGACUUUGCCAACCUUGCUGUGGCUGCCACACAGGAAGACCACUGCAAAAUCACCCAAGUGGAUGUUCAAGGGUCACCUUCAGCCAUGGGGGCACUUCUGGAUGUCACCAAACUUGCUCCAGAGAAGAAACCCACAAGGGGACGAUUGCCUUCUAAAACCAAGAAGGAAUUUGUCUGUAAAUUCUGUGGCAGACACUUCACCAAGUCUUACAAUCUUUUGAUCCACGAGAGAACUCACACAGAUGAAAGGCCAUACACAUGUGACAUAUGUCACAAAGCAUUCAGAAGACAAGACCAUCUGAGGGACCACAGGUAUUUAUUUAUAUUUAUUUAUUUAUAAAAUAUGUUACCAGGAUAGAUACAUUGAGAUUUCUCUCGUUUUCAAGUAUGUCCUGGGUCCACAAAAUAUUGCAUUGAUACAAUAGGGUACAAUAAAAUACAAAAACAAUAUUAAUACACAACAUAUACAAAAUUUAACAUAGAACAGGUAGGAAAUAUAUAAUUAACCAUUCAUGUAAUAUCAUCUAGAAUUCUCAUUUAUAGCAGCACAGGCACCUGUUUCAUUACUAAGGAUAGGCAGAAUUCACAGUGUUUCAAUGUGAAUUAAACGUGAAUUUCCAAAUUCAGGCAAAUAUAGCCGAUUUACAAAACAUCCCCAAUUCAAUCAUGUGUUCAGUUCGACUAAUUCAGCCUUGUCUUUCAAAGUCACUUUCACUUUAGUGAAAAAAAACCGUAGUAUUUAGAGAAGAGAGGGUUUAUUCACUGAUCUGUCUGCAUUUUGUGAGUUAAUUCUCAAUGGUCUCAGAUAUUUAAGGCUGAUAUUCAUUAAACAGCAACUUGUGACUGGAGAAUCAAUUUGCAAUAUGUAGGAGUUAAUAAAUAUUUUCAUCAUUAAUAUUAAAAAAAUAAUAAUUAAGAAACACACACACGCACGCACGCACGCACGCACGCACACACACACACACACACACACACACACACACACACACACACACACACACACACACACACACACACACACACACACACACACACACACACACACACACACACACACACACACACACACACACACACACACGUGCAGACCACCCAAAUGACCCAUCAGGGGACAGUAGCAGGUAUUUCUGUUAACCCUCUUGUUUCUGUAUUCCAGGUACAUUCAUUCCAAAGAGAAACCCUUCAAAUGUCAGGAGUGUGGCAAGGGAUUUUGUCAGUCAAGGACAUUAGCUGUCCAUAAGACUCUUCACAGCCAGGCAAAAGAGCUGAAACCUUCAAAAAUCAAAUGCUGAAAAUCCACUGCAGGAAAAGAUCCGGAUAUAUAAAACUAUUUAAAUCAUUUCUAUUACACAGAAAUAGUAAAAAGACUGUAUUCUAACAGAAGAAUGUUCCCAGAACCAGGGAGACUUUGGAUAUACCUUGCUUUCAUUGGAACACCAUCUAAUCCGGAUUUUAAAAAAUACAGAUCGAGUGUUGGCUCUGCUAAACUUUACACCGAUAGGUGGCGCUCUCAUACUUUUGGGAAAGCUUACUGCUUUCAAAGUGAUAUAUACAUACAUAUGGAUAUAUGAAUAUAUAUAUUUAUAUGUGUGUGUGUGUGUAUAUAUAAUAUUAUAUAUGUCUCUGUUCUGUUUUUAAUAUUGAAGAAAUAUGACAUUCACCCUUGUGGACUGAAACAAAACAAAUAAAUUAAACUGUUAUCAACAGACUGAUUUUUUAUUUUUUUUAAUUAUUAUUUUUUAAAAAAAUUUUCUUUUCUUAUUUUAUUCUGGUCGCUUUAGUGAGGUAUGCACUGUCAAUAUUUUUUCUUAAUGUCACAGUUUUGUUGUAAUACAAAUACAAGGCAUGCAUUGACUACACGGCAGCCAUGUUGAUGUGAGCUGACACUCCUACCAUGCUGUGCAAUGCAAAUGCAGCACGGGGUGCUCUUGGCUGGCUGGGCGUCGUGGGAGUGAUUGCUUAUCGGCCCUGCGUUUGUGCUGUCCAGGCUUCUUGUCCUACAAAACACUGAGCAGAUAGAUUGUAUGUCACAGAUAUUCAUACUUACAAUGUCAGUAUGAACAAGUCACAAGUAGUUGCAAAUUUUUGUUGUAGAAUAUAUUAUUUGCAUUUAAUUCAAGGAAUUUCCAUUCACAGUGUGUAAAAAUGCUGUUUUGCAUGUUUUCUUAUAACGAGACCUGUAGAUUUUUUUUUUACACCUUUCAACAACAACAAAAAAAAGUUGAAAUGCAUUAUCUUCUGUUUAUUGUUUUUAUUUAUUAUUGUUUUUUUUUUUACGCAGCUAACAUUCCAAAAAAAAAAUUAAAUAAAUAAAAAAAAAACUAUUUUGUAAAAUAUGAGUGUAUGGCACUUUACGCUGAUAAUGGAUAAAUGCCAUUUAUCAC
Molecule: messenger RNA, 8467 nt
Organism: Pelobates cultripes (western spadefoot toad)
Lineage: Eukaryota; Metazoa; Chordata; Amphibia; Anura; Pelobatidae
Source: the annotation of a GenBank genome assembly